Molecule: messenger RNA, 1197 nt
Organism: Leopardus geoffroyi (Geoffroy's cat)
Lineage: Eukaryota; Metazoa; Chordata; Mammalia; Carnivora; Felidae
Product: rhox homeobox family member 2-like
Exons: 4
Coding region: 27-1004 (325 amino acids)
Biological process (GO): regulation of transcription by RNA polymerase II
Molecular function (GO): DNA-binding transcription factor activity, RNA polymerase II-specific; RNA polymerase II transcription regulatory region sequence-specific DNA binding
Source: RefSeq, a predicted model, not a curated record
UCCACACAGGACGGCAGAGGGAUACUAUGGAUCCUCUCAACCAAUUCAAGCGCGAAGUCACGGGCUUCCCCAGCCUGGGAGUCGACGAGGACCGCGAAGAGCUGCGUGAAAGCAAGCAAGUGCGGAUGUCGCUUACCAGAGACCAAGCGGCUGAGGAAGCAGGGUCAGAGUUCGCACCACAGCAGCGGGCGGCAGGCAUACAAAUCAAGAAGGCAGGAGACAGCCAUGGGGACGACAACCAUGGUGACGGUGACGGCGAGGAGGGGGCCGGCGAUGUGGGCGCUGGAUAUCCGUCGCCCGCGGGUCGCGAAACCCGCGAUGUGAAGCCGGAGGAGCCGAAGCCGGAGGAGCCAAGGCCGGAGGGGCAGUUGCCCCCGGCCGCGGCUCUGGGUCCCGCUCGGGGAGGGAGGUGGCCGGUGGGUCGCCUCAUCAAGUUCACCCCCCAGCAGAUGCGCCAGCUGGAGAGCUUGUUCCAGAACACCCGCUAUCCCAGCCCCACCACGCGCCUGGAACUUUCGAGAUUCAUGAAUGUGCCUGUAGCCAGAGUGCAGGUUUGGUUUAAGAAUAGGAGGGCCAAGUUGAGAAGACAGCGGAGGGCACUGAGGCUCAGAAACAUGCCUCCCAUGGCCACGGUCCCCCCUCCCAUCAUUAACAUGGGUCAAUCCUACCGUGGCAUCUUCAUUCAGCAGCUGAAUUCUGUGUGGAUUUUUCAGGGGCCAGUGAUGCCGGGGCCACCUCGCCCGCCCAUGCCACCCUUUCCUCCUAUGUUCCUGCCUCCUCAACCUUGGUUCUCUCAAGCUUUCCCUCCCUCUGGCUGCCCUCCACCUUUCCCUCCCUCUGGCUGCCCUCUACCUUUCCCUCCCUAUGGCUGUCCUCCACCUUUCCCUCCCUCUGGCUGCCCUCUACCUGUCCCUCCCUCUGGCCGCCCUCCACCUUUCCCUCGCUAUGGCUUUCCUCCUAUGGCCCAUCCUGGUGUGGUACCACCACCCAUAGCUCUUCUUUAAUCCUUUUCCCAAAGCAUGGGAUCUGUGACAGUUUUUUUCCGAGGUGUUUUUGAGCCAGAUUCAAGUUUCUGUAUCUGUCGCCAUAAAGAAUAGUUCAUUCAAUGUGUGCUGAAUGUAUUAAAGAGAAAUCAAAUUCACUGACCCUCUAUUUUAGGGCACUUUUUACAUUUUCAAUAAAGUUGUGAAUUCUCUA